AUGGGUAUCUUGCAGAAUCCUGGCCGGUUUUCCAGUCAACUGCGCAAUGCGCUUGCCUCCAAGCCUUUCGAGGUCUGGAGCAACCCCGAGUCGGACGGAGACCCGCAAGACAGAGACCGCUCCGAUGACAUGGAAACAGAGUCCUACGCGGAAGAAAGCUAUGUGGCGAUGGAUGGAGACGCAGGAGAUGGAGUAGAGGCCGACUGGGCUAUGGAGACCCAAAGUGCGGACGAUCAUGAUCCCGAGGCCGUGCCUGAUGGAGCGGUUGAUGCUCCCGUGUCUAUUGGCAAGUGUGUGAGCUGUUUAAGGGAGUGA
Messenger RNA from Penicillium bovifimosum, 315 nucleotides. RefSeq lists its product as uncharacterized. The transcript has a single exon. NCBI's taxonomy places the organism in Eukaryota, Fungi, Ascomycota, Eurotiomycetes, Eurotiales, Aspergillaceae. The record is from RefSeq and is a predicted model, not a curated record. Bases 1 to 315 code for a protein of 104 amino acids.